Plasmodium falciparum 3D7 is the source of this 3291-nucleotide messenger RNA. RefSeq lists its product as uncharacterized. The transcript has a single exon. The record is from RefSeq and is a predicted model, not a curated record. Bases 1 to 3291 code for a protein of 1096 amino acids. Lineage: Eukaryota; Apicomplexa; Aconoidasida; Haemosporida; Plasmodiidae.
AUGCUGGGCCUCAAAAGAAAGAAUGUUUUUUACCUUCUUGUGAGCGUGCCGAGCCUGUUCGCUUACUUUUUAAAACGACAUAAAGAUAAUGAAAAUAAUUAUGAGACAUUAAUAAAUAACAACGACAUUGAGAAGAUUAAAAAAAUACGAAUUCAUAAUAAAUGUUCCUAUAUUCCCUUAUUAUUUCUUAAUAUUUAUGAUAGCUAUAUAUAUAAGAACAAAAUAUUACGAUGGUUAUAUUUUAAGUUUAGAAAAAGAAGAAAAGAUAAAGAAGAAUACUAUUAUAUUACAAAUAUGGUAAGAAAAAAAAGAAGAGAAGCAAUAAAAUAUAAUUUCAUAUCUGAUGAACAAAAUUUAUUUAAUAAAUUUUAUAUAUAUGAAAUAGUCUUAGAAUAUAGUUUGAAGUAUGGUAUAUUAUCACCACAUUUAAGUUUAUAUAUAUUAAAAAAUAUUUCAGAACAUUGUGUUAAUAUAUAUCCUUCUUUAUAUUACUACAAUAAAUUAGACAAUAAACAUAAUCUUAUAAAUGAAAAAAAAUUAAAAUAUUUCAAACAAAUAAAUAAUGAACACACUCAACAAGCACCAACAAAUCAUACACAUCAUAAUAAUAAUAAUAAUAAUAAAAAACCAUUAGAUAUAAAUAUACAUUCUUGUAAGAAUACAAAUAUAUCCUCCUAUUCUACAUAUAAUAAUAUGGAAAAAGAAAAUAUUAAUAUUUAUGAUAAAUAUAAUAUACACAAUUUUUAUACAGAAAAAUCUAUUUCUUAUAAGGAUGAAAAUUGUCAACAUAUUACCUUAAAUAUGAUUUAUCUUCUAAAUCAAACUUAUGAUAAUAUAUGUCGUAUUUGUUUAAACACGAACACUAAUAUAUACAUAAAUUUUUAUAUGAUAAAUAUUUUAAAAUAUAUAUGUUAUAAAAAUAUGGAAAUUAUAUUAUUAAAUUAUAAUCACAUCGAAGAUAUGAAAAAAAAAAUAAAUCAAAAGAAUAAUACUAAUACAUCAUUGUUUAAAUAUAUAUAUUCAUUUUUUUUUUUUAAAAAAGAAGAAAAUCAUAUUUAUGAUCUCUUCGAAGAUCAAAUGAUGAAUCAUCUCCAUAAAAAAGAAAACGACAAGUUCUAUAAUUAUUCAAACGAAAAUACACAUAAUAAUAUAUACAAAUAUAUAUCCGAUAAUUAUUUUUAUGAUCAUAUAAAUAGUUCUUCAAAUAGAUGCUCAUUUAAGAAUCUGAAAAAACAACAGACGGAUGAUAAUACAAAACAUAUAAUUAUGGGAAAAGAAAAGUAUCCAAUGAAUAAAUCUGAUCAUGAAAAGAAAAAUAAUAAUACAUGUGGUAAUAUAAAUAUAGAAAAGGACCAAAAAAAAGAUAUAUUAAAAAAGAUAUAUUUUUUAAAAGGUAACAAAUUAGAUGAUAUACAGAUUUUAAACGAGUUAUAUGUCAUGAUAUAUAUGCGCUUACUAUUUGAGUGUUCCUUAAAAUUAAUUAGCAUUAAAAAAAAUAUACAUUUGUUAGAAAAAAAAAUGGAGUUUGAUAAAGACAAUAAAAUAAUAUAUUUGAAUUCAGCUGACUAUAUGAAUAAUUUAAGAAGGAAUAUAUUAAAGCGUUUUAGUAAAAAUGAAGAAAGAGAAAACAUAAAUUCCUUUGCCUCUUUUCCUUUUCUUUUAUCUAAAAAUAUAAUAUAUUUUGAGGAUGAAAUAGGAAGAAGCAGGGAUAAUACUAUAUACAAUAAUGUGUAUGAUAAGGAAACAAACAAAACAACAACGAAUAAUAAUAAUAAUGAUAAUAAUGAUAAUAUUUGUAGUAAUAAUGAUCAUAUUUGUAGUAAUAAUAAUGAUCAUAUUUGUAGUAAUAAUAAUGAUCAUAUUUGUAGUAAUAAUAAUAAUAAUAUUUGUAGUAAUAAUAAUAAUAAUAUUUGUAGUAAUAAUAAUAAUAAUAUUUGUAGUAAUAAUAAUAAUAAUAUUUGUAGUAAUAAAAUGUUAGAUGAAUUUUGUCAAGACAACAAAUUUAACGAUUAUAAUACAAGAAAAAAAGAAAAAAGGAAAAGAAUUUAUGAACUUGCUAAGAUAUAUACUAAUAAUAUUUUUGAUUACUUGAAAGGUAAAAAAGAAAAACAUCAAAAUGAAGAUAAUACAAUAAAUUUAUAUUACAUAAAAAAAAAGUUCCCUUGGAUUUUUUAUUUAAAAAAUAUAAUAAAAAAUAAGGACACUUCCUUUAUAGAACAUAAUAAUAAUAUUGUAAAUGGUGAUAUUAAAAAUAAUAAUAUAAUAUUCAAAAAAAAGUAUAAUUUAUUUGAAUCAUCUAUCAUAUCUUAUUUUUAUAUAAAAGAUAUAUACGAAUAUAAUUAUAAGCUGAGAUUAUAUUAUAUAUAUGAUAAUCUUAUAAAAAAAUUUUGUAGAUAUUUUUUAAAAAUGAAUGAACAUAUAAAUAGGAAAUUAUAUAAAAUGAAAAGAGCAUUUCAUUAUUAUAUAUAUAAUUUUGAUCAAUUUAUCAUAAAUAAUUAUUAUCAUAUCAUACAUAAAAAAAAUAUACAUAAAAUUCACAUUCAUUUGAAACAAUGUAAAGAUAAAGAAAUCGAUAUUGUGAAAUUUAAAGAUUUAUAUUACUGUAUGAUUAAUAAUAUAAAUAACAUAUUUUCUUAUAUACACAAAGUAGAUCAUAAUGAAUGUGUAUACAGAAUAUUUAAGGCUUAUAAUAAAAUAUUAUUAUAUGAAUAUAAUUAUUUAAAUGAAAAAGAAAAUAUAUACUACAAAAAUAAAAUAAAAAAAUAUCUAACAUAUUUAAAUAAUAAUAUAUCUAAUGAUUUAUAUCCAUAUAAUAUAUCUUAUAAUAAAAUAUAUAAUCAAAACAAAUAUAAAAAUAGGAAAAACUUCUCACAUAUUUUUUAUUCCCUUAAAAAUGACAUACAUCUUCUAUUAUUUUUAUAUACACAACGUAUUCAAAAUUGUUGUGAUAUAUUCUCAUAUAUAUAUAAAAAAUAUAAUUUUAAUGAAAAAAACCCUUUUUUAAAUUAUUUAUAUUAUGAAUUACAUUAUAUUGUUUAUUCUGAAAAAAAAAAAAAAAAAAAAUUUUUCUCCUUUAUUUCUUCUUCUCCAUACAGUUAUGAUACUAUGGUCAACUCUUUUACUUUUUCUUAUUUUUUUUUCUCUUUAUCAUAUCUCUUGUUCAUUUUGUUUUAUCACCCUGACAUGUAUGCUUCUUAUAUAUUUUUUAAAACACUAACAUAUUCAGGCCUCCCUACGUAUUAUUAUAGUUUAUAUAAUAAUAUUAUGGUAGUGUGCGGUCCCAAAACUUGA